AAGUCCAUUUUGGUUGAUGUAAUUACCCGUAACCGCUGGGGUCGCCCUCUUUUACAUUUCCGCGUCUUCCAGAUCGUCUCUGUCAAUUCCAGUCACCUAAACUAUACUUACACAUCAACUUGUAUCUAUCUCUCUUCCUUCGUUUUACACAAAUCUCGCCGACCCAACUCACCUCAUAUCCCCAUUUUUACCGAUCCAGAGGGAGAGAGACAGAGACAGAGAGAGAGAGUUACUUUGACUGGCAAAACAGAUUAGUUGAACUACGCUGUUCUUCGGUGCCCUAGAAUUUGCUUAUCAAUGUACUGUUAGUAAUCGUGGUGUGUACUUUUAAUUUAGGAAGUUGUAAGGAAUGGGGCAUAUUUACUAUAUUGUGGUUGCGUUGCCAUGUACAGUUGGGGCUAUUGUGCUGGCUCUAGUGCAUAUAUAUAGGCACUUGUUGAAUUACACGGAACCUACAUAUCAGAGAUACAUUGUUCGGAUUAUCUUUAUGGUUCCUGUUUAUGCAUUAAUGUCCUUCCUGUCCCUGGUCAUAAAUGAGAGUGCUACCAUAUAUUUCAACUCCAUUAGGGAAAUAUAUGAAGCAUGGGUCAUAUAUAAUUUCUUGUCACUGUGCCUAGCAUGGGUUGGUGGACCAGGAGCUGUCGUAAUAAGUCUUAGUGGCCGCUUUCUGAAAUCCAAUUGGUGUCUAAUGACAUGUUGCUUUCCUCCUAUACCUCUUGAUGGGCGUUUUAUUCGAAGGUGCAAGCAAGGGUGUUUGCAGUUUGUGAUCCUUAAGCCCAUAUUAGUUGCUGUGACACUUGUUCUUUAUGCAAAUGGAAAGUAUCAUGAUGGAAAUUUCAGUGCAGGACAGUCAUAUCUAUAUCUCACUAUCAUAUAUACAUUCUCAUACUCUGUGGCAUUGUAUGCCUUGGCCUUGUUCUACGUUGCAUGCAGGGAUUUGCUCCAACCAUUCAAUCCUGUUCCCAAGUUCAUCAUCAUCAAGUCUGUUGUUUUCCUGACAUAUUGGCAGGGUGUAUUGGUAUUUUUAGCCGCAAAAUCUGGUGUCAUAAAAGAUACAAAGGAAGCUGCAGAAUUUCAAAAUUUUAUAAUUUGCGUUGAGAUGCUAAUUGCUGCUGUUGGUCAUCUCUAUGCAUUUCCAUACAAGGAAUAUGCUGGUGCAAACAUUGGCAUUUCUCGAGGGUUUUCAGAAAAUCUCGCACAUUCUCUCAAGUUAAAUGACUUCUACCAUGACACUGUUCAUCAAUUUGCACCAACAUACCAUGAUUAUGUACUCUACAACCAUAGUGAGAGUGAGGGGGAAUCAAGGAAGUAUCGAGCUCGAACUUUUGUCCCUACUGGACCAGAAAUGGAUACUGUCAGGAAAAAUAAGCAUAUGACUGGAAACAAGUUAGAAGACAUACAGCUAUCUAGUAUCUCAUCUAGUACUCCCCCAAACCAGAGCACCGUACAGGUUCUACAGGAUACCUCAAAAUCCGAGGCAAUGAACUCUUCGUUACUAAUGGAUGCUUCUCUAGCGGUGCCAUAUGACCUCACACUUGUUGACAUAGACAUGUCCAGUUAUUCGGGAGAGGUGCCUGCGGCUACUAAUGAAUCUGGGACAAGGUGACGAUGGUGUUUAGACCCUAAAUUGUAAUUUCUGGUCCAAUAGCUGUUCUUCAGUGCUGAUACUGUCCCCCUCCCCUCCUCCCCCUCAUUGUAUUGCUUUCCUGUUGUUUUCUCUCUAAUGUCAUUAUAUUUUGUACAUAAAGGAUACGUCUUGACACACUUACACAAAUGUAUGCUGCAAAAUGUACUGUAGACACGUAAGUAUAUUUGUUUUUACUUUGCAGUUUGUAUCAAAAUUAAUUUAAAUUAUUGUACCUUGACGCCGUAUGAGAUUCUCCCUGUGUGGAAUGAUAUCAUCUUUGCCUCA
Daucus carota subsp. sativus is the source of this 1912-nucleotide messenger RNA. RefSeq lists its product as uncharacterized. The coding region runs from base 350 to 1606 and encodes 418 amino acids. Gene Ontology annotation, cellular component: membrane. Gene Ontology annotation, molecular function: transporter activity. NCBI's taxonomy places the organism in Eukaryota, Viridiplantae, Streptophyta, Magnoliopsida, Apiales, Apiaceae. Gene Ontology annotation, biological process: transport. The record is from RefSeq and is a predicted model, not a curated record. The transcript has 8 exons.